This is a messenger RNA of Lathyrus oleraceus (garden pea), 2019 nucleotides long. RefSeq names its product monogalactosyldiacylglycerol synthase 2, chloroplastic. Lineage: Eukaryota; Viridiplantae; Streptophyta; Magnoliopsida; Fabales; Fabaceae. The coding region runs from base 318 to 1745 and encodes 475 amino acids. The transcript has 8 exons. Gene Ontology annotation, molecular function: hexosyltransferase activity. The record is from RefSeq and is a predicted model, not a curated record. Gene Ontology annotation, biological process: glycolipid biosynthetic process.
CCAACGGUUGAAAACAACCUAAGCACAAAAAAAAAUUCCAUGGCAUAAUUCUAGCAUUACCUCACAUUUUAUACCACACCAUUGAGACAAAACACAAACGUUGUGAGCUCUCUCUCUCGUACCUCGUAUUUCGCUAGUUUUUCACCAAUAGUUUUUUUCUACUCUCUCUUCUCUUCCUCAACCACACUUUCUUUUCAACGCCGGAGAAACUUUGUUUCGGUGGCCGGAGAGGCUUGUUCAUCGGUUUGACCGUUAGGUGUUUGUUGUAUUGUUUGUAUUAUUAUUAUAUUUUUCUUCCUCUGUGCCUUUUCGGAGACAUGGAGGUCUCAGAAAUGCCACCGGAAAAGGACUCCUAUGUGCUCCCGGAAAAGUCUAAACUUGUGUCACCAAAAAAGUUGUCACCGAGAAAGUCUAUAGUGGAAAAGGUGUUUGGAGGAUCCAAUUCAGGGGGUGGAAGUUUCAAGAAGCGUAGUGAAAGUAAGAGUUCCAUAAAUGAAGACAACGAAGGUGGCAUGGAACUCAUGGAGAUUGGAGGACAAAGAACAAAAAAUGUGUUGAUUCUAAUGAGUGAUACUGGUGGUGGACAUAGAGCUUCUGCUGAGGCUAUUCGUGAUGCUUUUCAAAUUGAAUUUGGUGAUGAAUACAAGAUAUUUGUUAAAGAUGUUUGGAAGGAGUAUACAGGGUGGCCAUUGAAUGAUAUGGAGGGUCAAUAUAAAUUCAUGGUUAAGCAUGUUCAGUUAUGGAAGGUUGCUUUUCAUAGCACUUCUCCUAAAUGGAUCCACUCUGUCUACUUGGCUGCCGUUGCCGCCUACUACGCCAGAGAGGUGGAGGCAGGGUUGAUGGAAUUCAAACCAGAUAUUAUAAUUAGUGUUCAUCCCUUGAUGCAACAUAUUCCACUAUGGGUUCUGAAGUGGCAAGGUUUGGAAAAGAAAGUUGUUUUUGUCACUGUUAUCACAGAUCUUAGUACCUGCCAUCCUACUUGGUUCCAUCCUUGGGUGAAUAGAUGUUACUGCUCUUCACAAGAAGUGGCGAAUAAAGCCUUACAAGAGGGACUUCUGGAAUCUCAAACCCGAAUAUAUGGCUUGCCUAUAAGACCUUCUUUCGCUCGCGCAGUUCUUGUUAAGGCUCAACUAAGAGAAGAACUUGAGAUGGAUCCUGACUUGCCGGCAGUUUUGCUGAUGGGGGGUGGGGAAGGAAUGGGUCCUGUCAAGAAAACCGCAAAGGCUCUUGCAGAAUCACUUUAUGAUCAAGAAACUGAGAAACCGAUCGGGCAGAUUGUAGUCAUUUGUGGUCGUAAUAAGAAUUUAGUAGCUUCCGUGGAAGCUAUCGAAUGGAAAAUUCCAGUAAAGGUUAGAGGAUUUGAGACGAUAAUGGCCAAAUGGAUGGGAGCAUGUGACUGCAUCAUAACAAAAGCUGGACCAGGUACAAUUGCAGAAGCAUUGAUUAGAGGUCUUCCUAUCAUCCUCAAUGACUAUAUCCCCGGACAGGAAAAAGGUAAUGUGCCUUAUGUGGUAAACAAUGGAGCUGGUGUCUUCACGCGUAGUGCUAAAGAAACAGCGCGAAUUGUGGCCGAAUGGUUCAGUACAAAACAAGAUGAUCUAAAGAAAAUGUCAGAGAAUGCUCUUAAACUAGCGAAUCCAGAGGCCGUGUUUGAGAUUGUGAGGGACAUUCAUGAACUUGCAAAGCAACGCGAGCCAGGAGUCUUUCCUUACAUGUUGACCUCAUCAUUUACUAGCAUAAUCUAAUUAAUUGAUUAUUUAUCAGUUCAUCUUUCACCACAGAUUUUUUUUAAUCAUUUCCAUUAAAAUUGACAUGUACAUUUAGUUCUUCAAGUUAUAUCAUUCUUUAUCACAGUGGCGUGGUUUUACUGUAAUAUAAGGUAAAAGUCUGGUUUUAGCAGACUUUGGGGUUUAUUUAGGAUGUUUGUUGGAAGGGUUUGUUUUGUAACUGUGUAAUGGUUUCACAUUUUACUGUGCAUCAGUGUAAUGGGUUUACUACAAAAAAUUCUCUGUGACUCUA